Messenger RNA from Thamnophis elegans (Western terrestrial garter snake), 4103 nucleotides. It is a transcript of the gene TIAL1, whose product is annotated as TIA1 cytotoxic granule associated RNA binding protein like 1. Bases 284 to 1453 code for a protein of 389 amino acids. Gene Ontology annotation, molecular function: mRNA binding; DNA binding. The transcript has 12 exons. Lineage: Eukaryota; Metazoa; Chordata; Lepidosauria; Squamata; Natricidae. The record is from RefSeq and is a predicted model, not a curated record.
UGCGCUGCGCUUGCGCACUGCACGAUUUCCUGAGUGGUUGGCGACCGCGGCCAUUUUGUGGACCCUUUGGAUCAACGCCCCCCCCCUUCCCCUCCCUCCGCGUUCUAUUGACUCCUACCUUGGGGGCUGCCGAGGCCUAAGAUAAAACGGGAGGCCUGGAGCGGCUCGGUUGUUUUCGGCUUUUGUUUUAAUCGUGUCUCGGAGGUCUCCCUCCGCUUCCCCGGGCUCCCCCCCCCCUUCGGCGCAGCAUCCUGGCUCUGCCUGGGAGCAGCUUUCCCGUAGCAUGAUGGAAGACGACGGACAGCCCAAGACCCUCUAUGUAGGAAAUCUUUCCAGAGAUGUGACCGAAGUCCUUAUACUUCAAUUAUUCAGCCAAAUUGGACCUUGCAAAAGCUGUAAAAUGAUAACAGAGCAACCCGAUAGCAGAAGAGUCAACUCUUCUGUUGGAUUUUCUGUUUUGCAGCAUACAAGCAAUGACCCUUAUUGCUUUGUGGAAUUUUAUGAACACAGGGAUGCAGCUGCUGCAUUAGCUGCUAUGAAUGGGAGAAAAAUUUUGGGAAAGGAAGUAAAAGUUAACUGGGCAACAACACCAAGUAGCCAAAAAAAAGAUACUUCAAAUCACUUUCAUGUGUUUGUGGGAGAUUUAAGUCCAGAAAUAACAACAGAAGAUAUUAAGUCAGCAUUUGCUCCUUUUGGUAAAAUAUCGGAUGCACGGGUAGUUAAAGAUAUGACAACAGGAAAAUCAAAAGGCUAUGGUUUUGUUUCAUUUUAUAAUAAAUUGGAUGCAGAAAAUGCAAUUGUGCAUAUGGGAGGCCAGUGGUUAGGAGGUCGUCAGAUCAGAACUAACUGGGCAACACGAAAGCCACCUGCUCCUAAAACUACACAAGAAAAUAACACAAAACAAUUGAGAUUUGAGGACGUAGUAAAUCAGUCAAGCCCCAAAAACUGUACUGUCUAUUGUGGAGGAAUUGCCUCUGGAUUAACAGAUCAGUUGAUGAGACAAACAUUCUCCCCUUUUGGACAAAUUGUGGAAACCAGAGCUUUUCCAGUUAAAGGCUAUUCUUUUGUGAGGUUUUCAACUCAUGAAAGUGCAGCGCAUGCAAUUGUUUCGGUCAAUGGAACUACAAUUGAAGGUCAUGUUGUUAAGUGCUACUGGGGCAAAGAAACACCGGAUACAACAAAAGACUUCCAGCAGGUGGAGUACAGUCAAUGGGGACAAUGGAGUCAAGUUUAUGGAAAUCCACAGCAAUAUGGGCAGUAUAUGACAAAUGGAUGGCAAGUGCCACCUUACGGAAUGUAUGGUCAAGCAUGGAGUCAACAAGGGUUUGGCAUUGAUCAAACACCACCUGCAACCUGGAUGAGUGGUUUUGCUGCUCAGCCUGCCCAGGGACAAGCUGCUCCGGUAAUACCUAAUCAGGCUGGCUAUGGUAUGGCAAGUUACCAAACACAGUGAGCUUAGAACUCUGCUUAGAAGUGUGAUUUCAAGACAGGUUUCGUUUUCCAGUGAUUUUUCUGAAGCCUGAAAUACAGACACUGGGGAAAAGAGGGGAAGGAGGCAAAACGGGAGGGGGCCAAGACAGAGAAAGAAACAAAGAAUAUUUAUUUUAAAGAAUGAAAAUGUUUGGACCUUUAACACAGCAUUUGCUUUGAUGAAGGACACAAAUAUCUUCAAUUUAUGCCUUUUUAAGUUUUGUUCAUGAUAGAUAUGAACAGGUUUUCUUUAUGUACAAAAUUUAAAAUAAAGUCAUUAAAAACAAUUCUGACUGCACAAUUUGGUAUGUUGGGAAGAAAUGCUUAACAUUGUGGUUCUUAGAUCCAUUCCAUUUUCUUUUGUCUUCAGCAUUUUAUAUCAGGUUUUGGAAAAAAAAUAUUAAAGAUGCUUUUAAUUGAACAUUAAAUCCUGAUCUUUUUCUGUGGACCAAAGAUUGCAUCAAAGGCAACAAUAUAUUCUUCGUUAAUUUCAGAGCCAUUAUUCAGAAGAAAUAUUCAUGGAAAUAUUUUUAAGUUAAUUUUGAAAUAUUUGAAGAACCUUGUGUAAAUAUUUUGGUUUGGUCUGAUCAACAUUACCUGUAGUACUAUCAGAUAUUUCUGUUCCCACCCAGAGGAAAACUACAGCUUUUCAAAUUUAUUUUACUUGAAGCACAUAUUUGCUUUUACUUUAGAGGUGCCUUUUUAAUUUUGUUUUUUAAGCAUCAUAUAUGCCCCUUUGUAUAACUACCUGCCGGGUUUAGUAUGCUCUGAAAUAGAAGGAAAAAUUUUAUACAGCAAGUUAUUUUAUUCUGCUGCUUUUUUGCAGUGCAGUAAUAUAAAUGAACCAUACACUUUCAGAACUAGCUACUACAUAGAAUGAAAAAAAUAUAUUCAGAAAGCCUUAUUUUUAAAUUGAUAAAUAACUCCUUUUGUCACCAGAAAACAAAUUAUUUUACUUUAUGCUACUUACUAUGUAAAUUAUUAGGCUACUAUUAAGUACCUAUGUUUUAAAAAUGACACUUUAAAAAAAAAUAUAGGAAUAUUUAACCAAAAUAUUUUUAAUCAGAUUGAAUAAUUUUUAAAGUAAGACAUUUUAAUAAUGUCAUAUAUGUUUAACAGAACUGCGUUUGGAAUAAUGAACAAUUUGAAGUAUGAAUUAAGUGUAUUUGUUUUUUAAUUAUUUUGACUUGCAUUUCACAAAUUUGUAUUGAAGCUAGGUUAUUUGUGGAUUAAAUAUUAUUGGGAUAAAUAAUGAAGUUGGAAAAAUGUUACAUAGGGUUACUUUUUACUUUGUGGACAUACUGAUACAUAAAUUUUAAGUUGAAAGUGAAUGAAGACAGGUUACAGAACAAUCUGUGACAGCUAGGUGGUGCAAAUGAUUCAUCUUUGAAUUUAUAACAUUUGAGAUGAAUAAUACAUGCCAUUGCAUCUUGGUGGAUCUAUGCCAAAAUAUGUAUGAGUAUAUAUGUUUGGUUGGUUUCUGAAUAGAAAAGUGUUGUUUAAUAGAUCACUAUUAAAUAUAUACUACAUUACAGACUUAGCAGAUAUUGGGGAAAAAAAUUAUUCCAAGUGGGAGAAAGGUUGGUUAAACUAAUCUCUCUCUCUUUUUGAAUAACAGAUCAUAGCGUUAUUAUCACAAAUGUUUUUGCUAUGUGCAAUUUAUUGAUCUAUGCUUUGGUUAAAAUAUUUUUAGGAAUUCUGAAUUUCUAUUAUUUGCUUUGAGGAUAGGAAGAUUAAAAUAGUAUUCACGUACAUCCUACUAAGUCUGUAUUAUGAUCUUUGGCAAUUUUAACCAAAUAAUAUUUUUUGUUGGUAUACAUAAAGUGUUAACAAUGUUUUGUUUCAGACUGUGGACAACCCGAUCUUUUCCGGGUUGGUUAGUUUCCCAGUGGAACAAAAUUGAAUACAACUUGAGUGUUCUGCAUAAAACAUAACUCUUAACAGUUUGGUUUCUACAUCAUAUGGGAACAGUGGAAUCCUGGAUCAAGAUGAGCCUCAUUUUUCAGUUGAGGACCCCCAUCUGACUAAUUUCAACAUAUAGCAAAGUUGGUCAGAUUAUUUUUUUAAAGAAGAGUUUAAAUAAAUCAACAAUUUAGGAUAUGUUUUUUCCCCAUUCUGUCAAGCUUAGCAAGAGGUAAAGUCCAGAGCACAAUUGGACAAGGCUGUAGACAAAGCACAAGCAGUUAUCUUUGAAAAGCAGAGUUUAGAGCAAAUUGUGCUUUACAAGCUUCAUGGCUGUACCACCAUCAGAGCUCACUUGUGCAUUUAAUUAUUGAAACCAAAUGGUAUGUUUAAUUUCAGUUGAAUUUAAUUUUAUUCAUGGAGGAAUCAUCAUUCAUUUAUUUUAUCCAGGUCAUUGUAUCACAGAUUUUAAAAAUGUUUGACCUAAAUAUUAAAAAGUAAUGUUUCUUUCAAAUUUACUUUGACCCAUGUUAGAGUCAUGAGAUGAGAAAAGCUAUGUAGUUUUCUUAGCAACAUUAUAAAGUGAUUUGCCAGUUCUUUUUUCUAGGAUUUUAUCUAGCCUACAGUUCACAGUUGUGCUGAUGGAUUUCCAUCUAAGUAUCAACAAGGUCCAUCUUUUCAAGAUCAACCAAGCUCAGCUUUAUUCUGUCAAAACAGUUACAAAAAAAAAA